UGGGUGUAAACAGGAAGAACACUGGGAAAAAAACGGAGCAAAUCCACCAGAAAGAGACCAUCGUAGGCUCGGAUUAAACCAAAAAAAAUGUACUGCGGUUCAUUUUAUAUUCACACCCUGAAUUCAUUUUGUAAACUCUGAUCGAGAUUCCGAUUAAAUUAGGCGCGAAUAGGUGUGGAUAUUUGGCUCGCUGAAAUCCGAGGUUUUCUCCUGCUGUCUGCUUCGACCGUGACGCGAUUGACUUGCUCGACAUUCCCUUUCACAAACAAACAAACUGUGCUUUUCAAGUUUUUUUCCACGCGUCUCUGAGUGGGUUUCUACCAUUUAAAAAAAAUGGUCCAAAAAGAUAAGACGCUGGAGACGACACCGGUGGAAGACGAACCGAGCCCCAGCCCAGUCUCGGGAGAGGCUUGUGCCACCGGUGCCGGCCUGUUGGAAGAGUCCGCCGGCAUCAGCGUGGAAGCAAUGGGCCACAGAAAAUUCAUCAGUGGAGUGGUGGAAGGCUUUUAUGGACGACCGUGGACAAUGGAACAGAGGAAAGAGUUGUUCAGGAGGCAGCAGAAAUGGGGACUAAAUACGUAUCUUUAUGCUCCCAAAGAUGACUACAAACACAGAAUGUUCUGGAGGGAAUUAUACUCAGUGGAGGAAGCAGAGCAACUUAUGACUCUAAUUGGAUCAGCCAAAGAGUACGGCAUUGAGUUCAUUUAUGCCAUUUCACCUGGACUUGAUAUCACUUUCUCCAAUCAGAAAGAGGUCACAGCACUCAAGAGGAAACUGGACCAGGUGACACACUUUGGUUGCAAAUCAUUUGCCUUACUUUUUGACGACAUCGACCACAACAUGUGCCCAGCCGAUAAGGAGGUGUUCAGCUCAUUUGCACACGCUCAGGUGUCCAUCACCAAUGAAAUCUACCAGUACCUUGGAGAGCCUGAAACUUUCCUCUUCUGUCCCACAGAGUACUGUGGAACCUUCUGCUACCCAAAUGUGUCUCAGUCUCCCUACCUCCACACAGUAGGAGAGAAGCUGCUGCCUGGUAUUGACAUUCUGUGGACAGGACCCAAAGUGGUAUCCAAAGACAUCACAGUGGAGUCUAUAGAGGAAGUUUCUAAGAUUUUGAGAAGAGCCCCCGUGAUCUGGGACAACAUACAUGCCAAUGACUACGACCAAAAGCGGCUCUUCUUGGGUCCUUACAAGGGCCGAUCCACAGAACUCAUCCCCAGACUAAAGGGAGUCCUAACCAACCCCAAUUGCGAGUUUGAGUCCAACUUUGUUGCCAUUCACACUUUGGCCACCUGGUAUAAGUCUAAUAUGAAUGGAGUGCGCAAAGAUGUCGUCAUGACGGACGGUGAGGACAGCACAGUUUCUAUCCAGAUUAAGUUGGAGAAUGAGGGCAGUGAUGAAGAACUGGAGACAGACAUGCUGUACAGCCCCCAGCUCGCCCUGAAACUGGCUCUCACCGAGUGGCUUGGGGACUUUGUCGUGCCUCAUCAAUACAACAGCCGACAGGUGCCUCAGAGCGGUGCCAAAAGUACAGUCAUCGACGUGUCCUCCAUGGCCCCUCCCUCUCUUUGCUCCGCUACCACGGUGACAACUGUGUUUCAGCAGCCCAUAAUGUCUGCAGCCAUGCCGCCUCACCUACUGGAACCUCACUCCAUGGCAAAAACAUCCGAGCAGGAAGAGGAGGUAGUGGAGAAGAAGGAUUCCGAUGACGAGCCCAUGGAGAUGGUGGUGGAAAAGCAGGAGGAGACUGACGCACAAGUAGUCACAGAGCAGAAACUUGAAGGCCCAAUCUUGGCUGACAAGAUGGCAGAAGAUCUAAAGCCCAUGGACACAGACAAGGAGAGCUUGGCAGAGUCCAAAUCUUCCGAAGAAUCCAUACAGGAGGAUUCUGGGAGUGAUAUUGCCCCCAUGCAGACUGAUGAUCAGCUCAAACAGGAGGUGUUUGUACCAGGUCCCAAUGAGAAGCCGCUGUUCACCGUGGAGCCGCUCUCUAUCGAUGACCUAUGCCUGCUUGCAGAACUCUUUUACCUGCCUUACGAGCAUGGCCCCAAGGCAAUGCAAAUGUUGAAAGAGUUUAACUGGCUGAGAGCCAACAGCAGUGUCGUCAGCGUCAACCGCAAGAUGAAAGAAGAUGAGAAGGUUGCAGAAUGGCAGUUGAGGGCAGAAAAGUUUGAGGACAUGUGCUGCUCGGUCAUCCAGAUGUUCACACGUCUGUCCAAUUCGGCCAAUCGCACCAUCCUGUAUGACCUUUACCCUUACAUCUGGGACAUCAAGAGCAUCAUUUCUAUGGUCAAGUCCUUUGUCCAGUGGCUAGAUGGAAGAAUCCACAGUACAAGUUUCUACUGCUAUUGGAUCGACAGUGGCCGAUGGUGUCGUAGUCAGUCCUCAGCACAAUUCCCUAAAGGAGACCAAGAGCCGUGGGCCUUUAGGGGAGGUCUAGCAGGAGAGUUCCAGAGAUUAUUGCCGAUAGAUGGGGCAAACGAUCUCUUCUACCAGCCUCCACCAUCACUGCCAACCUCCAAAAUCUAUUCGAUAAGGCCCUACUUUGCUAAAGAUGAGGCUUCGGUGUAUAAAAUCUGUAAAGAAAUGUACUAUGAAGGAAUGGAGGAUGCGCCUUCCUCUGAGCAGGAAUCUGACCUCAUUGGUGACAAGUUGGUUGGAGGUCUUCUGUCUCUGAGCCCAGACUACGGUUUUGUGCUGGAAGAUGAUGAAGGCAUCUGCGGCUAUGCUCUGGGCACCGUGGACGUCAACCCCUUUAUCAAGAAAUGUGAGAUUAGCUGGAUUCCUUUCAUGCAAGAGAAGUACCACAAACCUGAUGGUCAAAAAGAACUCACGGAGGCUGAGAAGAUGAUUUUGAGUUUCCAUGAGGAAGAGGAGGGUCUUCCAGAAUCGUUUCUGUCCAACUUCCCCUCCCUCAUCAAGGUUGACAUCCAUGCCAAGGUCACUGAUCCCAGUGUGGCCAAAAGCAUGAUGGGAUGUCUGUUAUCUUCUCUUAAGGCCAACGGCUCCCAAGGUGCUUUCUGUAAGGUUCGCCAGACUGAUAAGAGAAUGUUGGACUUCUACAGUAAGCUUGGAUGCUUUGAGGUGGCCAAGAUGGAGGGCUUUCCCAAAGAUGUCAUCAUAAUGGGCCGAAGCUUAUGAGGAAAUGUUAUGAGUACAGACUGAGAGAUUGAUUGCAAGCAGCAGUCAACACAAAACCUUCAUGAGACACAACUUUCAUGAUGGUUUCGAUGCUAAAUGACUGUGCUUGCAGGAACACCUGUUUGUUUUAAGCACUGCGAAUCCCUGUUGUAGGAUGAUGGCAAGCCAACACGACCAGUUGAGAUGAGCCAGCAUGGAAGAGUCUUUACAUCUGGAGCCCCAACACUCGUACACCACCAGGAGGCAGGAAGCGCCUCCUUUUUUUGCUGACUUAAUCCAGCAGCCAUCAUCACAUAGAUAUGACCCACAUGCCCUUGGCGAAAGUGUCAGCAUUACAAACACACAUGGAGCUGUGACAGGAGGGCAGCGCGUCCACUCGGACACGAUUCACAAUGUCACGUUCUCGCCGACUCAUCGCUGCGCCACAAUUACUCCACAGUUGACUUUAUUUGUACAGGAAAGUGGCGCUGAGAUGAAACACACAGAAUUUGAACUUGCAAGAUCAUCGCACACCAGAGUAGAUCUUUUAAGCGGUCUUCUUUCGAAGCAAUAGAGAAGUGCUCAUUUAUGCUCAACGCUUUGUUUUUGUUUUCUUGCGCUGGUGAACAUUUUGCCUUUUGGUUCUUUGCCUUUGAUUGUUUAGGAUUCUAACACAAGACCUCAGUGUCUUCUGUGUCACUGCCUUCUAAUGCUGAUACAAGGAGGCUUUGGUGAUUUUGGAAAUUGUCUCUCAGAAGGCCUCCAUUUAUGUAAAAUUACACAUUGACUUAAUUUAUGGAAUUCUUUCUUUUUCAUUAUAAAUUUUUUGGUUAUUGUUUUGCUCUUCCCCCAAUUGUUUACUGAUCUAAAUCAGGGGUGAGGGAUCUUGUUUCCUAUGACGGACGAGUUCACUUUUUAUUAAGUCCUUCGAGUGGCAUACUACAUUUGUGGGAAAAAAUACAAUGCAACAAGAAAACCUGUUUAUCAUAAGGUAAUAUGAUCAUUUGUGGGUGGAAUGUUUUGGCAGUUCCUCUGAGGUUGUAUUUGUUUCUAGAAUCGCAUGGUGGAAAGCUUUCAAGGCCUGCAUAUGGGCCACAGGCUGUAGGUCCUCCACCCCUGUUCUAAAAUUAUAAAAUUUACCACGGGACCAAAAAUCUGUCAAGUUCCAACCCCCUUUAUUGUAGAAAACAUGCAGCUUUUUACAUUGGAAUAACUGCUCAGUUCCUUCCCGACCACUUUAUCAUUACCUGGUGGGCACAUCAGCGGGUUAUGUGGGCUGCGGAAUAUUUCACAUUGCGAAAUAAUCCUUUUCCAUGCUGAGUUGCCUCGUGCCCAGGACUGUUGCUUUGGCAUUAAUGGCUGCAGCUCAGCACCCAUAGGAGUGAUCUGGUUGUUCUGUCACCAAAGUGGCACUUUAGGUUGUUUUUUUUCUGUCUAAUUCAUGUUGAAUGUGUUGCCUUCUGAUGUAUUUCUCAAGUUUGUUGUAAAAACCUAUAUAGUGAAGAAACAAGCACUUUGGUUAAAAAAAAUAAAAAGUUGUUAAAAAAAAUUCUGUUACACUUUAGCGGGUCAUGGUAGUCAUUUGGGAUAACUUAUAACAAGCCACAUAGAUGAAGAUGCAUGCCACUCACCUCUGUGAGCGUGAUACUGUAGGUACAGGUAUUAAACGCUGUCAAUAAGUUAUUUUGUAUACCUUUAUUGAAAUGGUGUCAGGCAUUCUGUUUGGCUUGAAGGAAAAGAAAACUUACUGAUCCCUUUCCUCAACAGCUACUCUUCGAAAGUCACCGUUUGAGAUGAACGUAGACUUAUUUUCACGCUUGUCACAUGAUUUUAGUCCCCGUUUGAUGGCGUUUUCUCCUCUUGACACUGAUGGGUUGUGACUGAGUGAAAGGGCUCAUAUUGUGUUGUACAUUUUCAUUAAUGCAAGUUUAGGGGCAGUUUACAACAUGUAAAAUUUGUAAGAUUCAUAAUGUUGACAAUUAA
This is a messenger RNA of Phycodurus eques (leafy seadragon), 5103 nucleotides long. RefSeq names its product O-GlcNAcase (gene oga). The record is from RefSeq and is a predicted model, not a curated record. The transcript is spliced from 19 exons. Bases 334 to 3141 code for a protein of 935 amino acids. Gene Ontology annotation, molecular function: beta-N-acetylglucosaminidase activity. Gene Ontology annotation, biological process: glycoprotein metabolic process. NCBI's taxonomy places the organism in Eukaryota, Metazoa, Chordata, Actinopteri, Syngnathiformes, Syngnathidae.